Molecule: messenger RNA, 1807 nt
Organism: Paralichthys olivaceus (Japanese flounder)
Lineage: Eukaryota; Metazoa; Chordata; Actinopteri; Pleuronectiformes; Paralichthyidae
Source: RefSeq, a predicted model, not a curated record
UCAGUCUCGGUGGUCUGGUCUCUACACAGGGAUCUGGGUUUUCCUCUGGACCUGGUCGACCUGAUGUUGGAGGAGAGAGGAGUCCAGGUCGACCGUCAGGAGCUGGACCGACUCAUUGCAGAGAACCAAAAGGUGGCGUCAGAGGUGCGGUCAGGUGAGCAGUCUCAGUUGAUGCUGGACGUCGUCUCCCUGGCGGAGCUGCAGCGUCUCACCGUUCCUCACACCGACGACAGCCUCAAGUACCGGUACCGACAGGAAGAGGAACAAUACGUUUUCCCUGAAUGCAGUGCAACGGUCCUGGCGCUGUACGACGGUCAGACUCUGGUGUCAGAGGUCACUGAGGGUCAGCGCUGUGGCGUCAUCCUGGAUCGGACGUGUUUCUACUCUGAGCAGGGGGGGCAGUCACAUGACCAGGGCUACUUCACCCGGGAUGGACUGCAGGACGUGCUGUUUCCUGUGGAGCACGUGGUUGUGGCAGGGGGGUACGUGGUCCAUCAGGUGACCGCCACUGAGCUUCUGAAGACUGGAGACAAGGUCCACUUACACCUGGAUGAGAGUCACAGGUGGUCGUGUAUGGUGAGACACACAGCGACUCAUCUGUUGAACUUUUCUCUGAAGACAGUUCUUGGUUCUUCAGUUCAUCAGAGAGGUUCUCAUGUGUCAGCUGAUCGACUCCGCUUCGACUUCACUGUCAAGGGUUCUCUGAGCGUCUCUCAGCUGCAGCAAGUAGAGAAGUGUGUUAACGACAUCGUCUCAGCCAAUCAGAUCGUCCACAGCCAGGAGCUUCCUCUGCAGACCGCCAGGAGCAUCAAGGGACUGAGAACAGUGGACGAGGUGUAUCCUGACCCUGUCCGCGUGGUGUCGGUCGCGGUCCCUGUUUCUGAGCUAUUGGACGAUAAGACAGACAGACAGACGUCUGUGGAGCUCUGCUGUGGAACUCACCUGCUUAAGACCGGAGCUAUCGAGGAUCUGGUGAUUGUCUCCGAAAGACAGAUGGUCAAAGGAAUCAGUCGCAUCAUCGCUGUGACGGGACAGGAAGCAACAAGGGCUCGGGAGGCGGGUCAGGUUUUGUCUGAGGAUGUGGAUUCUCUGGCAGCCAGACUAACAGACUCCGCCCACUCCCAUCUUGACUCUGCCCAGCGCCUCGCCAAGGAGGUUGGAGUCCUCUCUGAUACAGUAGAUACCACACCCAUCCCCCAGUGGCAGCGCAGAGAACUGCAGCAUCGACUCAGAGCUCUGCAGAGGAGCAGCAACACGGCCGUCAGGAGGCUGGAGACCAGAGAGGCUGCAGGUAAUGCUCAGGCCCUGCUGGAGAAGAACGGCAGGAAGGUUCUGCUGGUGGACUCGUUGGAGACGGACUCUCUGUCGGUUGUGAUGAAGACGGUGAACCAGGUGAGCGCCGUUUCUCCUCUCAGUUACGUGAUGCUGCUCGCUCACCAGAGGCAUUCUGGGAAGGUUCUCUGUGCCUGUCAGGUUCCCAAGGAUGCGAACUCUCUCCCGGCCUCUGAUUGGGCGCUGGCGCUGUGUCAGCACCUCGGGGGGAGUGCUGGGGGCACAGCAGUGGUUGCCAAGGGAACAGGAAGCAGCAGUGACAUCACAGAGGCUCUGAGGUGGGCAGAGGAGUUUGCCCGACACAAAACACAACGAUGAUGUCUUGAAGAGAGGUGACAUGAAGUCACAGCGCCUCCUGGUGGAGGAUUCAACACCAGCCCACUAUUUAACUUAGAUCGUUAUUUAAAUGGACAUUUUAUUGAUUUGAAUGUUUCUUUGUUUUAAAAGAAAUAAAAACACAGAUUCUGUUUUAAAA